Molecule: messenger RNA, 629 nt
Organism: Drosophila serrata
Lineage: Eukaryota; Metazoa; Arthropoda; Insecta; Diptera; Drosophilidae
Gene: mtSSB
Product: mitochondrial single stranded DNA-binding protein
Biological process (GO): positive regulation of helicase activity; mitochondrial DNA replication
Cellular component (GO): mitochondrial nucleoid
Molecular function (GO): single-stranded DNA binding
Source: RefSeq, a predicted model, not a curated record
GCACUACUAAUCAGCUGUUCAAAGAUCAAGUUUUUAAUUUUGGUUGCUGCCGGAAAAACUAUUGUUAAAAUAAUGAUGCAACAAUCCAAGCGCAUGCUGCUGCCCCUGCUGAGCGGCUUGCGAAAUUUGCCGGCACGCACUGUAACGACCACGACGGCGGCGGCGCCCGCCAAAAUUGAAAAAACGGUCAACACCGUAACCAUUUUGGGGCGCGUUGGGGCCGAUCCGCAAUUGCGCGGUUCCCAGGAGCAUCCGGUGGUCACGUUCUCCGUCGCCACACACACCAACUACAAAUACGAAAAUGGUGACUGGGCCCAGCGAACAGACUGGCAUCGCGUGGUGGUGUUCAAGCCCAACCUCCGGGACACCGUGCUGGAAUACCUGAAGAAGGGUCAGCGCACCAUGGUGCAGGGAAAGAUCACCUAUGGAGAGAUUACCGACCAGCAGGGAAAUCAAAAGACCAGCACCAGCAUCAUAGCCGACGAUGUGCUCUUCUUCCGGGAUGCCAACAACUAGAAUAGAGGCCCUCAGAAGCCCAGAAAACCAGACCUAAUCUUAAGAACAAAGUUAAACUUGCAGCAUUGUAUGCAUUUAGAAUAUAUGGAUAUAUAUUGUGUUACCAAACGUCA